Molecule: messenger RNA, 1135 nt
Organism: Dreissena polymorpha
Lineage: Eukaryota; Metazoa; Mollusca; Bivalvia; Myida; Dreissenidae
Exons: 3
Coding region: 163-1068 (301 amino acids)
Biological process (GO): lipoprotein metabolic process; lipid transport
Cellular component (GO): extracellular region; membrane
Molecular function (GO): lipid binding
Source: RefSeq, a predicted model, not a curated record
CGUAGUUACACAUAAUUAUGUUAUCAGUAUUAUAUCCGUAACUCUUAAAACACGUAUUUCGUGGAUACAUAAUACUUACUAAAAACAAAAUCUCGCAAUUAUACGAGUGUGAUUGUUUUAGAUAGACAAGCUAGACUUCACGGCAUAUUGGCUCAGCUGAACAUGUAUAUCGGUCGGGAUGAUGUAGAAAGGGUUGAGCGAUUAGGAAUACAACUUCAAAAAUUUAGACAAGAAACGACAGAGGUUGCGAGGGCAUUACAAGAUGUUUCCAAGGAGUUCCACCAAGCAUAUAUAGAUGCCAAGAAAGCAACUAUAAAGGGGUCGACGGCAGGUGUGGUCGGGGGAACAAUAGCUGCUGUUGGGUUCGGUCUGUCGUUUGUUACUUUUGGUGCUUCGAUUGGAUUGACUGUAGUUGGAGCGUUGAUAGGUGCGGCCGGUGGCAUGGUAACAGGUCAUGCUGCCAUUAAAGAAAGUAUUCGGAGUAAGAGGGCAGUCGAGAAGGCAGAGCAGCUUAUUAAAAUGUUCGAAAGCACACGCAACGAAAUUUUAACGGAAUGCAAAGAAAUUUCUGAGAAACUUCACAUAGACGGACUAGACACACGUUUUCCGCCCUGGAAAAGUUUCUUCAGCAAACUAGUUAGUGGAUCGGUCGACAUUGGUUGGUCUGUGGCUUGGAAAACUAUCUACACUACUGUGACGAAUGUAAAACUAGGACGGGCAGCGUCACAAUUAACUUUUGGUUCAUGUGUUUCUACUACUGGGCGUGUGACAGCAGCUUCGUUGAAGGCUACGUCUGCAGCCGCCAGGGGCCUCCAUAUAGCAGGCGGUGUUAUAGGUAUCCUUCUAAUUCCCGUAGACAUAGGGUUCCUCGUGCAUUCCGCACGUGCUGUAGCAGCUGACAAUUUGCCGGACACUUCUAAAAAGAUUGCUGAGGUGGCUGAAAAAUUGCUUGAAAAUUGUCCGGAUGAAAACGAUAUUUCCCAAAUGAUAUUGGAAACCAUUCGUGAACUGAAUCUUGAAAUUUCUCUUGAACCAAACGAGUCUGUUCCGUCCAUUCAAUGUUAUUAAAAGGGAAUUACAUUUGCAAUUACACGAUUAAACAUAUAUGUAUUAUAAGUAAAACAUAAGAAACAUC